This is a messenger RNA of Patiria miniata (bat star), 10773 nucleotides long. RefSeq lists its product as uncharacterized. The record is from RefSeq and is a predicted model, not a curated record. Gene Ontology annotation, cellular component: extracellular matrix. Gene Ontology annotation, molecular function: metalloendopeptidase activity. Lineage: Eukaryota; Metazoa; Echinodermata; Asteroidea; Valvatida; Asterinidae. Gene Ontology annotation, biological process: proteolysis; extracellular matrix organization. The coding region runs from base 123 to 9899 and encodes 3258 amino acids. The transcript has 58 exons.
AGUGCCUUGAAUUCGAGAAACCUUGUGGUAUUCGUUGGGUACAAAACGUGGUCUUGGAUCAUUCGAGAGUUUGGGUGGUGUUCCGACGGUCAGUGCUGGUUUCUCUCCGUCCUUUCACCGAGAUGGCGCCCACGAAUUACGGCGUAGCUGCCCUGGCGGUAGUUUUGUUUUACGUAGCAUCCUCAAGUUAUGCCAAACCACUAACUCAGAGUAUGGAGCUGAGCGCUGCAGAUCGUGUCCAUUAUUUCGGCCAAGCAGAAGUGCAAGAUUUUGAGCUGGUCUCGCCGCAAGUUUCCAAGAGGAGGCGACGGGGCAAGCACAUCGAAGCUAAGAAGGUUGUCUUCGAAGCCUUCGAUGAGAGAUUCGAUAUUGCCCUUGAGCCCAAGGUGGGGCUAGUGGACGCAGGAACGCUGGUCCACGAAGUCGGCAAGGAUGGGAAGACGGUGCUGAGUCAACCCAAGGAAUACUGUCUGUAUGUUGGCAAGUCAUUGGACCAUAAGGAUUCCACUGUGUCCGCGAGUGACUGCGGCAACAAGCUGCAAGCAUCGAUCGCUACAGACAAGGCAGCGUUCCAGCUGCAACCGCUGAAGACUGAACACAAGGAAAAAGAUGGUCCUACCCACAUGGUUGUACGAAGGAGUGUCAACACUCAAGCAUGCAACAUGGACGCUGAAAGAUCCUUGGAGUCGACUAUGUCCAGACGCAAGAGGUCUACAGCUGAACCGAUUUACGUGGAUGCUUCGGUUGUAGCAGACGAUCUCAUGUACAAAACCUACGGCAAUGAAACCAAUAACUACCUUCUUACCAUUCUCAAUCAGGUCGCUGAAUUGCUGAAGGACCCUAGCCUUGAUAUCCAAGUCAAUUUGAAAAUCAGCAAUAUUAAGAUCGUCAAGACGCCACAGCUGGAUCUAUCUUUAUCAGAGGAGCUGGAAAAGUCCCUGGAGAGUUUCUGCUCUUGGCAGAAGAAAAGUGAUUCCGACAUUUCCAUUCUUAUCACAAGGCGUGACUUGGUCUCUGGUGGCAACCAUAAGGUGACUGGUAAGGCAGCUGAUGUCGGUGGAGCAUGUGACCCAAAGAGGCGUUGUCUGAUUGGUCAGGAUCACGGACCUAGCGGACUCAUCUUUACACUGGCUCACGAGAUUGGUCAUAGCCUUGGUAUGUACCAUGACGGUGGACUGAGUGACUGCGCCAACAAGAAGAACAUCAUGGCUUCUGUCAACUCCGGAGGGCCUGAGGCCUUCCGCUGGUCUGAAUGCAGCAACAAUGACCUCCUCAACUUCCUAGCUCGUCCAGAGUCUAAGUGCCUGAAGAACAAACCCAAGUCUCUACCUGACUACACUCCGUCAUCCAUCCCAAUGCCUGGCUUUUAUUUCAAUGCUACUGAGCAGUGUGCCAUGACUUACAAUGCAAAGAGCACUGUCGCCUCCGAGGUUCUCAACAAAAAGGAAAUCUGCACAGCUCUUGUCUGCAAGAACGGCAACGGAAUCCCAGAAUCCACCAAUGUUCCCCCCUUGGAUGGAACUCGCUGUGGAACCAAGCGAGAUAUUUGCAUCCAUGGAGAAUGUCUGAAAGUCUACAGCACCAUGGAUUGUGAUGGUGGCCCAUGCAUUCCAUUCUGGCUUGCAGGCAGUUAUACUUGUCAGAAUUCCACUUCGUGCGUGGCGACCCGCUCGGUUCUCUGCGUCGAGGAACAUGACGACGGUACAACCCGACGAGUUCUAGAUCUUACACGGUGCCCAAAUGAAGUACCAACAGAUACAGGAAUUUGUCCGGAUGAUCCAUGCAGGUUUUCCUUCAUCACGGGAGAAUAUGGUACCUGCUCGGUAACCUGUGGAACUGGUCUCCAAGUCAGGAAUGUGGAUUGCCAAGAUCGUUCUCAGGAGAUUCCGACCACAGUCAACGAUGCCCUGUGCCAAGAAGCCAAACCGUUGACGACACAAGUCUGCAUUCUGCCUGCCUGUCCAGUCAACUCGUACAGCUAUGCUGUGGGACAGUUCCUGGAGUGCUCGGUGACAUGUGGGACUGGUGUUCAGCUACGAUCAGUGACUUGCCAAGACAAUGUCGGUGAAGCCGUGGCGGAAGUGUUCUGUAUUCAACUGGGUCUAUUCAGACCAUCCACUACUCAGAAUUGUGACACUGGUAUCAGCUGUGGACUCCGCUACGUCGCUGGCCCUUAUGCCACGUGCUCGGUCACCUGCGGCUCGGGUACGCGUACCCGCAUGAUCUACUGUGUGAACGAUAACAAUUUGGUCGUAGCUCUUGCUCGGUGCGAGGAUGCUCAGCUGGAAGAACUGCCUCUUACGACCAGUUGUGACCAGGAAGCGUGCCCUUCUCCUGUCUACACCGCGCUCAGGGGAUCGUGGUCUGAGUGCUCGGUUACAUGUGGGCUAGGCACGGAGACCAGAUUUGUGGCGUGCCGCAAUAACGAUGUGGACGUUGACGUGCAGAACUGCAUUGAUGCAGGAUUGACUGACUUGGAGACGUUGAGGGUUUGCACACGGCCGACCUGCCAACCGGAGUAUCGCUUUGAAGCUGGUGCAUUUAGUGAUUGUUCAGUGACCUGUGGCACCGGACUACGCAUCCGUGAUGUCCAGUGUUUGGACCAAGACGACGUGGCAGUAGCCAUCGAUAACUGUCUGGCCAUCGGCUUGACACCGCCACCAAACACCAUGGAGUGCACUCUGGAAGACUGCCCAACCUACAUCUAUCAAGUCGGUGAAUUUGGAGCUUGUACUGAGGAAUGUGGAGAUGGUCUGCAGCUUCGUGCCGUGGUCUGUGUUAAUAACGACACCAAGGCUGUCGUGGAUGAUGCAAACUGUCCUGGACAGAAGCCUGCCUCAACACAGCCUUGCAAUCUCAUGCCUUGUAACACCCUGCUUCAGUUUGUCACCAGUCCUUUCAGUGCCUGUAACUGCAGCGGUCUGCAAACACGUAUUGUCAUCUGUAUCCAGCGUGUGGGUAUCGUCUUGGAGCAAGUCUCCACACAGAAUUGCUUGGAUGCUGGUCUUGAAGCCCUACCGACCACUCAGGAUUGCCCCCCACCAGCAGACUGCGUCCAACCCAAUCCUGUCUGGCAGACCACUGAAUGGAGCCAGUGCCCAGUAACUUGUGGCGUCGGUACCCAGACUCGACUGGUUUACUGCAUCGCACAGCCAGGAUCGACCGAUAUCGUUGAUGAUUCAGAGUGUGUUGCUGGGGACAAGCCACCAACGACACAGGAAUGCGACACGGAAGUCGUAUGCCCAACUGCCUACCUGUGGUUGACCUACGGCUGGGGAGCAUGCAGCGUGACCUGCGGCGAAGGCUUCGAGUCGCGUGAUGUCUUCUGCUUCAGUCUGGGAACUAACAUCGUCCAGGUUGAAGACUCGCUCUGUAACGCUGGAGAGAAACCCAACACUGUCCGGCCAUGUAGUCUGGCGCCGUGCACUGCAUCAUGGACAACAUCAGGCUGGACUGAGUGUUCUGUGACCUGCGGUCCUGGUACGCAAACCCGCACCGUUGCCUGUCAGCAGACCAAGGAUCCCAACAGCAACGUCGUUGACGAAUCAGAAUGCAUCGCUGAAGCCCGUCCCUCGGAAGCCCGCCCCUGUUACCUGGCACUAUGCCCCGCCCCCUUCGGCUGUAAUACGUCCUACAUGCUGGAAGGCACUGUGCAAUACACAGAGAGCUCGCCAGGUUUCACAGCUGGACAGAAUUACCCGAAUGACCUGGAGUGCUCCAAGGCUUUCGUUGCUGAUAAUAACAUCCAGGAAGGUAGACGUAGACGUAGACGGAACGUUCAGGAACCACAGUACUGCAUUCAGCUAACUUUCACAGCGUUUGACGUAGAACCAUCAACCGACUGCACUGUGGAUUAUCUAGAGAUUUCAGACAUCAGGUACAACACAUCAGAGCGUCUGUGCGGCAACACCUACGAGCUGCCUCUAGUCUGGGAGUCAGUGGGUCCUCAUGUCAACCUGUACUUCCACACUGAUGCCACGGUCACACGGCCAGGGUACUCUGUCAUCUAUAACGCUGUGGAGAAACAGGAUCCAGCUGGCUAUGAAGUCACUGCAUGGUCCGAGUGCUCUGUGACUUGUGGAGAAGGCGUCGAGACACGUGAAGUACUGUGUGUCCGUGGCAAUGAGACCGUUGAUGAGAAUGAGUGUAGUGGUCUGCAGAAACCUGUCUCCAUCCAGCCGUGUGUGGAAGACGAGUGCAUCGAACCUAGCGUUUGCAGCGGGGAUCUUCUUCGCACAGAGAACAAUGCUAUCAUCUUGUCUCCCGACUUCCCAUCGGCCUACCCAAACAACAUUUCCUGUUCUAACGUGAUCCGUGCCCCGGAAGGAAUGAUAAUGGAGAUCUUUGUCACUUUCUUCAACCUCCGUCCCGAAGAGUGCAGCGACAAGGUUUUGAUCAAAGACGUGAACGUCGAUGGCGAACCGCUGGAGCUGUGUGGUAACCAAGCUCCCGGCAUUGUCUUUACAUCCAUCACAAAUGAGGUGACGGUGCAGUUUGAGUCGGCUGAAACAGGAUCCAUCUCUCCAACCGGUUUUGGCUUCAGUCUCCGAGCUGACUUCAUGAACCAACCACCGGUUUCUUGCGGUAACCAGAUCUCAGAAUCUGGCCGAGCUGUCUACUCGCCCAACUACCCCGGUGAUUACAACCUGAAUGAGAACUGUUUGACCGUCAUCAGGAAUGACGGGGGUUGCAUCAAGCUACGAUUCUUGGAUAUAGACCUCCCUCCCCAAAACGGACAAUGCUCGGACUUUGUUCAGUUGGUCGAUCUUAAUGAGAUUGCCGUCAACACUGGCCCCUUGUGUGGCAGAGAAAUCCCUACGGUCUUCUACUCGUUUACUGGUCUCAUGACGGUGCGAUUCUUCUCGGAUGAAAACGGUCCGACUACCGGUGGUUUCAAUGCUGUGGUGAACUUUGUUGAUUGCUAUGAUGGUGUGUGGCUCACCGGCCCGUUUGAAGAGUGCUCUGCUACCUGUGGUGAGGCAGUCCGCAGGCGAACCGUCUCAUGCCAGAAUCCUCAAACGGACGCUUUGGUUGAUCCAGCUAUGUGCCCACCAGAGAGGCCCGACGAGGAAAUUCCAUGCGAUGUCCCUGAAUGCCCAAGCUGUGACGUGACGGUGACCGAGUCUGGCGAGAUAGGCUCUCCCAACUCACCAAGCAACUAUGACAACAACCAACGAUGCGAGACUGAGAUUGUCAAUCCAGACGGUUGCGUCGCCAUCAACUUCUUGGCGUUUGACCUUCAGCCUGGUCUCAGUGAUGAAUGCGACACCGAUUUCCUGGAGAUCACAGAUGUGGCAAGGGAAGAACCUAUCAAGCUAUGUGGCUCAACACUCCCUGAUACCUACCAGUCACUGAGCGGUAAUGUGCAACUGCUCUUCCAGACUGAUGAUUCGGUGGUAUCCACUGGCUACUACGCUUACGUCUCCUUCAUUCCUUGUCCCGUCAACGCUUACAUCAUGGGCAACUGGAGCGAGUGCUCUGUGACCUGCGGUGCUGGUAUGAGAACCAGAGAUGUUCAGUGCAUGGAUCUCAUCAACAACGUCCCAGUUGAAGACUCGGUGUGCCAAGGUGAACGUCCUCCAUCUGAAGAACCCUGCAUGGCCAACGAGGAAUGCCCAUCCUGUGAUGUGACCAUUACCGAGAGUCUGAUGUUCGUCACCAGUCCGGACUUUCCAAAUCCCUACGCCCCCAACCUAGAAUGCGUCUACACUUUUAACUCACCGGAUCCUGACCAGUGUGUACGUCUGACCAUCAUAGAGGCUUACCUCAAUGGAGCUGAUGACAACGAACUGUGCAGUCGCGACUAUUUGGAGAUUACCAGCCAAUCAGGACAGCCCCCCUUGCGAUUCUGCCCGGAAUCGGCCCGUUCCAUCCCGUGGUACUCCCGAGACAACACUGCUUCUGUCAGGUUCGUCACCGACGAAGAGGGCGCCAGCUCAGGAUUCAACAUGUACGUCGUCUUUGGCAGUUGUCCGAUGUACGACUUUGUGGUGGGAGACUAUACUGAGUGCAGCGCCCGUUGUGGGGGUGGCGUCAGGACAAGAGUUGUGAGUUGUAUCAGCCUGAGUGACGGUUCAGGGGCUCCCGAUGAGCUGUGUCCUAACCAACGUCCUUUGGAUAGCAUUCCUUGCAACACUGAGCCAUGCCCAGUUUGCGAUGCCGCUUUCUUCCCGGGAGACGAGCUGAUCAUGAGUCCUGACUUCUCCAGUGCCCCAGGCCAAGGCUACGAGAGGUCCCUGGACUGCACCUACAACAUCACCAACCCAGACGGUUGUCUCUUCCUAACAUUCCUCAGUUUUGAGCUCCAAGAAUGCGCAGAUUGCUCAUGCGACUACCUCAGUAUCACGGAGGAUAAUGCUGAGGCUUUGCCGCCUCUCUGUGGUACUCAGAAUGACCGUACAUGGGCCUCCACGACCGGCAACGUCAUGUUGAAUUUCGUUACCGAUAACUCCAUAUCUGCUGCUGGUUUCAACAUCUACGUAGCUUACAUUGACUGCCCUGACGUGUACUACUUCACUGAAGAUUACUCGGAGUGCGACGUGUCUUGCGGUGGCGGAUCCCAGACCCGCUUGGUUCAAUGCAGGAGUCGAACCACCGGCAUGGAAGUUGAUGAGUCCAUGUGUACUGGAGUCAAACCACCAACAGAGCGCCCAUGUGGAGAAGACCCAUGUCCAUUUUGUGAUGAGCAGAUUACCACUCCCAGCUUCAUCGCCAGCCCUGAGUACCCAGAGAACUACCCAGUCAGCAUCAACUGCAACUAUGCCAUCCAGGCACCAGCAGGCCGCUGCGUCAGCAUCAAUGUACUGGCCUUUGAACUCCAAGAAGCUGAGGGUGACCCUAUGAUGUGCCAAGAUUAUAUUGAGAUCCGAGACCAAGGAGCCCCUACUCUAGACAGACGUUACUGUGGAUUGGCUGCUCCCAACGCGAUUCAGUGGAGAUCACGGUUCGGUUCCGUUAGCUUGGACUUUUCGUCUGAUGAGGAAGAUACUUCGAGCGGCUUCCGUGCUUACGUCAACUUCGUGGACUGCCCCCAAUAUGGAUACGUCGCUACUGAAUUUAGCAUGUGCUCUAGACCGUGUGGUGGUGGCACACAGACCCGCGAAGUCUCUUGCCAAAACAUAGCCACGCAACAACCCGCUGAAGAGGUCAACUGUGAGGAUGAGAGACCUUCAGAGUCCAUCCCUUGCAACCUCCAAGACUGCCCAGAAUGUGACGAGGAAAUCACUGAGAAUCGACAGAGCGUCUACAGUCUGAAUUUUCCCCAACCUUACUUUGAGUAUUCCUGCAAUUACAUCUACACCAACCCCGGUGGCUGCGUGGAGCUUCUUUUUGUUCAGUUUGAGAUGCCGAUACCAAAUGCCGAGGAUGUCUGUGAUAAGGACUACCUCCUGGUUGAAGACAUGAGUGAGCGGCCCUUCUCUUACCGUAUCUGCGGCCCUGACAUACCCAACACCGUUGUGUCACGUGGUGAGAGACUAAAUGUGACUCUCGUUACGGACGGUAACCCAGGCACCUUUGGUGAGGGAUACCAGCUGUACAAUCUCUUUACAAACAACUGUCCGGAGGUCGGCUACGUGGCAAGCGAGUUUGGAGAGUGUGACCGCCAGUGUGGUUUUGGCACUAGGACACGCGAAGUCAACUGUGUUGAUCUGCAAUCUGGAAUCACCGUGGAUGAAAGCCUGUGCACUGAUGUUGAACCAAGCAGCACUGAGUUCUGUAACACUCAGCCUUGCCCAUCUUGUGACCAAGUCGUCGACACCUUCCCGAUUGCCCUGAAUAGUCCCGCUGACUUGGACCCUCUGCGCACCUGUCAGUAUGACAUCGAGAGCGAACGUUGCAUCCGAGCAACCUUCCUUACGUUUGACUUCCCAGGAGAAAACGGCAUGUGUGCUGAUACAUUCGUCCAGUUGCAAGAUGAGGGAGCGGAGUUUCUGACGGAGAGAUUCUGUGGGGAUGGACCGGGGGCAGCGUCUGGUGCAGCCCUGUAUGCUUGGGAGUCCAGAACGUCUGACGUACUUAUGACUCUGAACAGUGGCACUGACUUGACGGCCAACAACCGCUUCCGAAUCUUCCUGACAGAGAUGGACUGUCCAGAGUUUGGUUUUGUCGCCGGCGAAUUCGACGAGUGCAGCAGAUCUUGCGGCGAGGGUGGAGUCCAGACACGUACCGUAGAGUGUCAGCGUUUAGCCGAUAAUUCACCGGUCGUGGAGGGAUCGUGCACGGAUCCUAAACCAUCAGAAACGCGGCCAUGUGCACCUCAGCCGCCAUGCCCAUCCUGCGACAUGUUUGUUUCUGAUCCCGAGACAUUGGUCCAAGGGCCCCCACGCAACAGUAACUGGACCACCGAUGUCCGUUGCCGAAUCACGGUUGAAUAUGACACCUCUUGUGUCGUCAUCUCUGGCUUACAAGUGAUGCUGUCUGAGCCGGAUGAAAACGGCACGUGUGUCGACAGCUCACUGACAUUCUCUGACGGCACCUAUCCAGCCUACACUGAGACUGUCUGUGGCUCAUCAAGCGGCGGUGUAUACGGAGCUUUAAGCCGUCGUUACGUCGUGGACUUCUAUUCAGCAGACUACGAGAACUCUGGCGAUUCAUUCAAUCUAUUUGUCCAGGCGGCCGCUUGCCCAGUGAUCGAGUACCAGACUAGUGAAUUCUCACAGUGUUCAGCCAGUUGCGGCGGUGGGGUCCGAACCCGGGACGUGACUUGUGUGAGAGCAGAUAGAAUGGAGGAGGUCCCCGACGAUGCCUGCGCAGGACCCCGCCCAAUGGCCAUCGAAGGCUGUAACAUGGAGGCAUGCCCUAAAGAGUGUGAUAAUGUCAUCACUGUCAAUACUCCCGUGCAACUUUUGACAUCACCGGGACGUCCAACGUACGUCACUGACGCUGACUGUACUAAUAACAUCAUCAACUUGAGCGGUUGCAUCGUUCUGGCGUUCCUGUCCGUUGAUAUCGAGGAGGGAACUAUGCCGGGUGUUUGCGAUAAGGAUUACUUGGAGAUCAUUGACGCUACUUUUGAUGAGUUGAGCGUGCGGCUGUGCGGCGACACCCUUCCAUCCACCGCCUGGCGCUCCCAGUCCGGUAGCAUCAGAACUCGGUUUGUCUCGGACAGCGUGGACACCCAACAGGCGGGAUACACUCUAACCUACACCUUGACUCCCACCUGCCCUACCGGAUCCUAUGUCUUGAGUGGCUUCGAUGAUUGUUCUGCGACCUGCGGUGAAGGCACGCGAACUGCAGCUGACCUGAACUGUGUGCUUCCAGACUCGAGUAUCGGUACCAACAGCGACUGCCCGGGCCUGCCACCAUCGCGUGUCCAGUCAUGCAACCUGGGAGAAUGCCCCGAGUUCUAUUUCUUCACUGGGGAAUACUCCAAUUGUUCUGUUGAGUGCGGUGACGGUACCCAAACCCGUGUCGUUGAGUGUCGGCGUUUGGACAAUGACACCGUUGUGGAUGAUGGCAUGUGUACCGAGGUUAAACCAGACACAUCUAUGGCAUGCAAUCUCAUGGCUUGUGUGGAUAACGCUUUUGUUUUGUCCGAGACUCCCCAAACCGAGACUGUUGAGUUGGGUGACAGUGGCACUAUUCAGAGCCCCAACUUCCCAAAUGCGUACCCCAACAACCUCAACGCUCAGGUGGUCCUGACCAUCCCAGCAAACACUCUCCUGAGGGUGACCAUCGAUACCUUGGACUUGGUCUUUGAGAGCCCGUGCGCCAACGGGGACUUCCUGAGGUUUUCAUCUGGGUCCAACACGGUGCUUCAAGUUUGCCAGACCACGCAGCUUCCGUUUGAUUGGUUCAGCGGUGCUGGCGACACGGAGGUCACAAUAGCCAUGACAACCAGUGCAACUGUCGCCGGCAAUGGAUUCAUGGGCCGAUGGACCGUUAUCGUUCCACCUUAAAUAAGUAGAGACGACAAGGAGAUGAGGAGUAAACGCACUCGCUGCUUUUAGUCAUAAUAAUCUAGUUUUGCUUGAGACCAUACUGUCCCAUAGGAACACAUGUUAUCCGUAAUAAAUUAAUCGCUACAAUAUUUAGCUCACAUGUUGCUCAGAAGUCGUGGGGAACAUUAUCCAAAUGUCUCUGAAUUCUCGGCACUUUAACAUUUUCUUUAACGUUUUUUUUAAUGGUAGUCUAGUUAAAAAAAAAUCUAUCUAGGUAUUUUUCUUUUUAGAAAAUUUGAUCUAACUGCUGUAUUAAACUAUUAUAUUUUUUAACAAUUUUGAUGUAUACAUAUAUGUUUUGAAUUUUUUAAUCGAAUGAAAGUUGAAAAACUGUAUUCUGCAAACAUUUGUGUAUAUACUUUUGUAGUUUGCUUGUAACAAUUAAAACAGGUCUAUAGAUUUCAAUAAUGAGUGUUAACAAUGUUGUUCAGUUUUUAGCAUCUAUCAUUUGUUCUGGUAAUAUAAAUGUACAACAGUUUUAAAGUAAAAAUCCUCAACUUUUCGCUUGCAAGACUGGAUAAAUAAUUGACGUGAAUUUUUACUAUGGGAAAAGUCAAUAACCAAAUUUUGCAUCUGUAUUUGGAGGCAACUCAACCACUUUCUAACAACUGACUUUGGUGUAAUGAGGCCAUUUUUAAAAUUUAAAACGAAUCUUAAACAAUCCAUCGCAUCAAUUUGUUGCUUUAGUUUCCUUUUUAUCCUAAUACAUAUACUUGGUAUUGUGAAUACUGGAAUAUUUGUGUACGCAUAGUUUGGAAUCCGUUUUGUGUAAAGGAUUUGUAACCAUAUUGGUGUUUGAGCCGUUCUUAAUAAAACCAUCUUAUAAAACAAA